AUGUCAGAUGGGCAAAAAAAAAGUGACACUUGUGAAAGUGAUCAAAUCAUAGAAACCAAAGGUUCAAAAGAUAUUAAAAAUCGAAAUAAUAAUAAUAAUGACGAAGAAAUACUACUACCUUUUAGAUAUUAUCUUGAAAAGAUGAAAAAUAUUAAAACCAUUCAUUUAGUUAUUAUACCUGAUGAUAAAAAAUCAUUAUACUAUUAUGAUGUAAAAAUGACAUCAGUUCAACAAUAUUUAAUAACAAUAUUCGAUGUCACCUCAACAUCAACAUCAACUUCAAAUAUUAAAAAAUCAUAUGAAUUAAAAAUAUCAUUACCACUUCACUGUAAAAUUGAGCCUAAAUCAACAACAAUUUUUAAACAACCAACAAAAUUAAAUAAUUCAAUUGAAAUUAAAUCAAAAUUAUUAAUUGAUGAAACUAAUUAUGAUCAACAUUUAUUUGAAGAUAAUGUUUUAGAUGAUCAUCAUUCAUCAUCAAUAGAUUCAAUUAAUUCAAUUACAAAUUUAUUUAAAAAUAAUGAUAAUAAUGAUAAUGAAAAAGUUAAUUUAUAUUGUAGAUAUUGUUUAAAUUCAUUCAUAAAAUCAAAUGAUAAUGAUAAUAGUGAUAUUAAUUGGAAAAUUAAAUUAUUACCAUCAUCAAAUUGGGUUGAUUUAAUGGAUAUUUGGCUUUGUGGUUGUACUGGUACAACAAGUUUCACUGAUUUUCCAACUGGUGAAAUUAAUGCAAUUAAAGAUUAUUGUUUCAUUGGUGAUAGAUUCUUAUUAUUUCAUAAAGAUAAUACUAAAGAUAUUAUUGAAGAUACUACUACUACUACCACUACCACAGAGAAAAAAGAUGAAUUUGUCAAUGUUUUUAAAGAAUCAAAUUCACAAUGGGUGCCUUUAAAAUGUAAAUUUUGUAGUUCUUUUAUUGGUUCAAAAGAUAAUAAUAAUAAUAAUAAUUUUAGAUUUUAUAAACAUCAAAUCUCAAGUUCAAUAUUUCCCCCAUUACCACUUUCAUAUGAUAAUAAUAAUUAUAGCAAUUAUAAUAAUAAUAAUAAUAAUAAUAAUUUAUUUAAACAAUACAUUUUAGAAACAUUUAUAGCAAGUCAAAUUUUAACAGAAUCUCAAUCUUCUGUUACUUUUAAAUUUUUAUUAGUUUCUUCAAAUAAAAUAUAUGCAAUGAUUUCAUUAUUAAAUUGGGAAACAUUAUUUUUAACAAAUUAUUAUAUAAAAAAUGGAAAUAAAAAGCAAGAAUUCAUACCAGUUAUAAAAAUUUUAUUUAAAAGUACAAUAAUGAAUGAAAAUAAUGAAAAUAAUGAAACUGAUAAAAAAGAAAUAGAGAAAUUAAUCAAUAAAUGGGAAUUUGAUUUUGAAGCUAAAAAAAUUUAUUUACCAAAUGAAGAAUGUUUUCAAUUAUUAGAAAUUAUGAAUUAUAGUAAUAAUUUAUUCACAGAUGAUAGUAAAACCUUAAAAAAUCAUAAUAAUUUUAAUUUAGGUAUAUUAAGAUUAAGAUUACUAGAUUAG
Dictyostelium discoideum AX4 is the source of this 1509-nucleotide messenger RNA. RefSeq lists its product as hypothetical. The record is from RefSeq and is a predicted model, not a curated record. The coding region runs from base 1 to 1509 and encodes 502 amino acids. NCBI's taxonomy places the organism in Eukaryota, Evosea, Eumycetozoa, Dictyosteliales, Dictyosteliaceae. The transcript has 3 exons.